Molecule: messenger RNA, 1898 nt
Organism: Hippopotamus amphibius kiboko
Lineage: Eukaryota; Metazoa; Chordata; Mammalia; Artiodactyla; Hippopotamidae
Gene: IL1R2
Product: interleukin 1 receptor type 2
Exons: 9
Coding region: 452-1774 (440 amino acids)
Molecular function (GO): interleukin-1 binding; interleukin-1, type II, blocking receptor activity
Source: RefSeq, a predicted model, not a curated record
CAGAAUGCAGACCAUGGAAGCUCUGACUUCUCACUCAGGUCUGCAAGAUGUGUGCUCUUGAGCAAGUUGCUUACCUCCCGGAGGUGUUGGGUCUACUUCUGGAAGAUGCUGAUGAGAGUGACCACUUGUCGAGGGCUUUCUCUGUGCCAGCACUGUGCUGACCUCCUUAUAUACCAUAUGCCCUCCUGUGAUGCACACCAGGCUGCAGCCACUUUACAGACUAACAGACUGAGCCUCACAGGGGCACCAAACCAUCCAACUGGCCCAGAAGGAAGGCAGGAUUGACAUUCUUUCUGCCAGACUCUAAGAGUCAUGUGGUUCCCGCAGUGCUUUCCUGUAUAGACUCCUAACCCUCAGGACUCUUGGAAGAUGCAGAAGGACUUCUGAACUGCCCCCAGGGUGGAACCUGGCCAACGAGUGGAGCUUAAGGGAGGAAAAUCUGCAUCCUGAAAUGACAAAGUUUCUGAUCAUGAGUAGUUUCCAAGACUGGAAGUGUCUAUCUUACGGCGGGCUGCGGGGUGCUGGACCUACGGUCUCCACUUGCUGUGUCCUCCAGAAGUUCCCGGGAGUGAUGUUCACCUUGUCCAUGUUGAUAAUGGGUGUUUCUGCCUUCACCAUCCAGCUUGAGGAGCGCACGGUGGCUGCAGGAAACUGCCAAUUUCAUGGCAGGCAUCCGAAAACCAGGUUCAAGGUAGAAGGGGAGCCUGUGGCCAUGAGGUGCCCCCAAGUACCGUACUGGGACUCUGCCAUCGCCCAUGUCAACGUGACAUGGCGGAGAAACGGCUCCACCAGGACAGUGCCAGGGGAGGAAGAGACUCGCGUGUGGAUCCAGGACGGUGCCCUCUGGAUCGUGCCGGUCUUGCGAGGGGACUCCGACACCUACAUCUGCACUGUCAGAAAUGCCUCUUACUGUGAUGAAAUGUCCGUUGAGCUCAGGGUUUUCAAGAAGUCAGAAGCUUCCCUGACUCUCAUCUCCUACCCACAAAUUAUAACCUUGUCAGCCUCCGGGUUAUUAGUUUGUCCUGAUCUGAGUGAAUUCAUUGGGAACAAAACUGAUGUGAAGAUUCGAUGGUACAAGGAUUCUGUACCUUUGGAACAAGACCAGGAGAAGUUUCUAAGUAUGAGGGGAACUCGCUUGCUUGUAAACAAUGUAUCUAUGGAGGAUGCGGGCUAUUAUAGGUGCGCCAUGACGUUUGUUCACGAAGGCAAGCAGUACGACAUCACCAGGAACAUCAGACUCCGUGUUAAGAAAAGAGAAGAGGAGACCAUUCCAGUGAUCAUCUCCCCUCACCAGACCAUCUCAGCUUCACUGGGGUCGAGACUGACGAUCCCGUGUAAGGUGUUUCUGGGAGCUGGCAUACACUCGACCACCGUGCUGUGGUGGACGGCCAACAACACCUAUGUAGAGGAUGCCUACCAGGGGGGCCGCGUGACCGAGGGGCAGCGCCAGGAAUACUCAGAAAAUAAUGAGAACUACAUCGAAGUGCCACUGAUUUUUGAUCCAGUCAUAAGAGAGGAUUUGCACACGGAUUUUAAAUGUGUUGUCCGCAAUACAAUGAGUUUCCAGACGCUUCGUACCACAGUCAAAGAAGCUGCCACGUUUUCCUGGGAGAUUGCACUGGCCCCCCUUUCCCUUAUCCUCUUGGCUUUGGGGGGGAUGUGGGUUCACAGACGGUGUAGAAGCAGAACUGGAAAAGCCUAUGGUUUGGUGGAGUUGAAGACCGGCCAUCAAGAUUCCCAAUCGUAUCUGAGUAAAAUAAAGGAAAUAAAAUAGUUUGAAUCAAGCGAUGUCCUUUCUUCUGGAAGCGACUCUGCUUUUUGAGGGACACUGUUCUUUUCCUCAGUUGUUUAACAGAGCUGCUGUGUUUAUAGUGGGUUUGUAGUAAAAGACUGAAGUG